Messenger RNA from Trematosphaeria pertusa, 788 nucleotides. RefSeq lists its product as uncharacterized. Lineage: Eukaryota; Fungi; Ascomycota; Dothideomycetes; Pleosporales; Trematosphaeriaceae. The record is from RefSeq and is a predicted model, not a curated record. The transcript has a single exon. Bases 153 to 611 code for a protein of 152 amino acids.
CAUUAUUGGAUGGUUAUAGAUAGAAUCGUUGGCUAUACCUUCUUCGGCACCCUAUUCGCUACGGCCUGUCUCCCUCCUCUUUCCGGUCAGCGUGGUCGCAUGCACCAUAGAGUGCUCUCGUCAGCGACCAAGUUCUCGUCUCCCUGUUCGACAUGAAACGGCACGGCGAUCUCCCCAGCGACGGGCCGCUUACGCAUAUUCGACCUCAAUCUAUUCCCACGAGCCCGCUUUGCAUAGAACUAGCGUAUCGAGCAUAUCGCCCGGAUCCAGUAAUCCAGUCACGCAGGCCGGAGUCCUGCCCUGCGACGGCAUCUUUAAUCUUCGGCUUAAGUACGCCCAACCGUGUCUCAUCGCACUGCAUGCAAGCCGCCAGCCAUUUAUACUUAUGGAGAUCUUCAUGUACCAUUAUCGAGGAAACAGUACAUUACGUGGCAGGUAUCCAUCUCAUGUCUGUCGGCAUCCGUCAGCUUCAUCUACUGCACGAUUGGAAUCGUCGCUGGAAUCCUUCAUCGCAUUCGGACCGGCAGGGGCUCAACAGGGCAGGUUCUCUGCCAAGUCCCAUUUCCUUGGAAAUGUACAUUCUGGCGACUAGAAGCGCAGCAUCUUUGUGAUGACUUGGAUUGGCAUUCUAAUAUCGCCGUCACCCUUUUCUCGUUCCAUUAGAGGCCGGAGUGCGGACUUGAGCGCCAGCAUUUCCGGCGUUAUGUUUUAGCAGAGCAGGACUUGAUUCAUCCUUGUUUCCUUUGUUCAACGAUUAUCCCGAUCCUCGAGAUCCGUUCUUGGUUCCC